AGCGAAACCUUUCCGGAUAGGAAAACGGGGCAAACUAAAUUUUCAUUUUUUAUAGAAAUCAAAUACACGUUUGAAUUGGAUGCGGAAACAACUCCAAGAACAUUUAAACUCGUGUUUCUUCUUGACGGUGGAAAAAAAUUAUAUGAAACUACAGCUAAGUUCAAUCUGACUGGCAAGAAUAACACUACGUGUGUGGAUUUCUCCCAGAUUCACGUAGAGGUGUGUUCGCAUGUGUGAUUUACAGGUUUUCACUUAUUUUCGGGCAGCACGGUCAGCUGCAGUUAUCAAAAUUCUUUUCAUUAUACCCAAUAUUCUUGUACUUGGCCGCAAAUCAAUGGAAUUGAGAGAUGAAUGAGAGAUGUAGAAUGAAAUGAAUGUUGAUGAUGAAUUGAGAUGUAGUUUCGUAUUAACUGCUCCGAUAUAAUUGUCAACAUUCCUGAAACAUGUGCUGCCCUCCAACACAACGCAAACUGAAAACCACGUAUGGUUUUUAAAAAGCACACAAGUAAAAACGUACAAGUUUUAACAAACGUUCAACAGACUUGUAGCAAUGUUGUUCCAAAAUUUCUCAUCAGGAUGUGUUCGCACUGCUUUUUGCAAGUUGUUCCUCAUUAGGAUGUGUUCAACAGACUUGUUGCAAGUUGUUCCAACAACUUGUUAUCCGUCCUGCAAUUCAAUAAUUUGCCAACUAGUCUAGGACAUGUAUAUGAGUUUGUAUGCAUUUCAUUUGGGACAGAUAAUCUUUACUGUUUUAGGCCAAGUUGACCAUGACGGUCAACAUGGUAACGCUGCCCGAAUCCCAAUCCGGGACGAAACGUCCGAAAAUGGGCACACUCAAAAACGACGCUUUCGCCAUAGUGCUAUCUACCAAACCAUAAAAGCUUUGUCUAUUCUAAGGUGCUUAUAUGGUUCAGAGAUGGUACUUUUAGGGGUGGUCAUUGGUAAGUGUGAAAUGCCUAGCACUGAUAUUUCACAAGAAAUAUCAUAUAGCUCUAUAGAACUUAACCUUUGUUGUAAAUAACACGCAAUUCAGUCAUUGUAGACUACAAUGUGUUUCUUCUUAAUAAACCUAUCUAUCUACCUAUCUAUCUAUCUAAUCAUAUCUCGUCAAUAUGUGGCUUGCAACUUCAGAUAAACAGCAGUGGACCUACAUUACCUUUUUCCCUAAAUCUUUUUGAUAGAAACGUAAUUGGUACUUAUUUAAGUAUAUUAUCACUGUUUUGGUGUAAAAUAGUUAAUAUUUUGUGACCGAAAUAAUAAUUUGAAUUCUAUCUACCUCCUGCAAAUGGACGUAUUUGGCCAAAUUCGCCACUUUACUUUGCUGUUUCUUUGCGAUCUAGUUGAAAUCCUUCCAAAUAUACGGAUUCAGCUCAAACAUAGUGGUAUCAAGCACAUUUUAAACAAGUUUUAACUGGGUUUCAAGCAGGUCCUACCUGUUUAAUUAACCAUCGAGAAGGUAAAACCUCAACUUUGUCCAAAUUCUGUACCAUUUUGUCAUCCCGUGUCUGUUGUCUUCCAUCCAAGCCAUUUCGAUGGUACUCAUACCAAAUUUAACCCUUUGGGGUUAAAUUUAAGGGUAUCAAGAAAAACUAUUAACAAAAGAUACGAAAUGCAGCGUUUUAUCACCCUGUAAAAUGUUGCUUACGAGUCUUUCAAACAUUCCGUACAAAUCUCGCGUGGCAAAGUAACAGGGAUAUGACAGGGGGUAGAGACGUUAAAGAUUAAAGCAAAGGCACGUCAAAGACUCGUAAGCAAUAUUUUACCAGGUGAUAAAAUGCUGCAUUUGGUAUCUUUUGUUAAUAUUUUUAUCUUGGUACCCUUAAUAAAGGGUUAUAUUUGUUGUUGGUGCAAUCGAAAUGGCUUGGAUGGAAGAAUAACAAGGCCGAAUUGUUGACAACAUGACAAAAUGGCGCCGAAUUGGGACAAAGUUGAAGUUUUACCUUGUCGAUGGUUAAACAGGUAGGAUCUGCUUGAAACCCAGUUAAAACUUGUUUAAAAUGUGCUUGCAUGAUAUCACUAUGUUUGAGCUGAAUCCGGAUAUUUGGAAGGAUUUUAACUAGAUCGGCGAGAAACAGCGGAGUAAAGUGGCGAAUUUGGCCAAAUACGUCCAUUUGCAGGAGGUAGAGAGUAAUUAUUUUUAUUAUUUCGCUGACAAAAUAUUAACUAUUUUACACCAAAACAGUGAUAAUAUACUUAAAUAAGUACCAAUUACGUUUCUAUCAAAACGAUUUAGGAAAAAAGGUAAUAUAGGUCCACUGCUGUUUAUGUGAAGUUGCAAGCCACAAGUUGACGUCUGACUAUGAUUAUUGCAUAGUCAUUUUCUUGCGAAAUAUCAGUGCUAGGCAUUUCACACUUACCAAUGACCAUGCACCCCUAAAAGUGCCAUCUCUGAACCAUAUAGGCACCUCAGAAUAGCCAAAGCUUUUAUGGUUUGGUAGAUAGCACUAUGGCGAAAGCAAGGAUAGUAACUUUUGAAGAUAUUGUUUGCACCUGUCUUUCUUGCUAUGUAACAUUAAAUCAUUUAUAUCGUUUCCGUUACUAAAUGAAAUCGUUAAACAUACUGAUUCGUUUUCCAUGAAGGUGGCUUUGACUUUUCAGCCUGAUCGAAGCAGCUUGUGGUCAUACUGUGAAAGUUGAAUUACAUUCAAGUUUCUUGGCGUAUAUGCCCGUCUAGUGCACCCUUCCGGAAAGUAGUCAGCCUUGCCUAUAGAGCCUCGUUUUCUUGUUACAGAUGGACAUAUUUAUGAAAUCAUACAAAAUUGUGCCAUCAAUAACAAUAUAAAAGUCUCUAAAGCCGAUAUCUUAAUCCCGAAAACGAGGCUCUAUAAUAGCCUCCAGAAGGGUGUAUUGUUCAUGUGAUUCGAGUAGGUCCCUCGUUCCGCCAAUAUAAUGGCAGAUGGCCAUUGACAUAUUGUAUUCUUGUUCCAGGACAAAAACAGGUUGACGGACGCCCUAAGCCGGGGAACGGCGGACAUUGUUUUUAAUUUGAAGUACGAACUCAAUUCACCACCAGAAUGUGAGAAGACGGCUUUGUGUCCAGUGCUUGACCAAAGUAAAAAUCCUUCGGUCAGUCAAAAG
Messenger RNA from Paramuricea clavata, 3078 nucleotides. Lineage: Eukaryota; Metazoa; Cnidaria; Anthozoa; Malacalcyonacea; Plexauridae. The record is from the annotation of a GenBank genome assembly.